AUGCUACAAUUACGCAGCUCAGAAUUAAAUCAGUCUUUAUUAGCACCAGUGAAGGUAGCUAAGCGAUUGGAUUUCUAUCUGAAAGAUCGCAGUUUGAUUGUAUUCCGGAUACUUCAUGAAGUGGUUCGAGCGUAUCGCGAACAGAAUUAUGGUUUUAAGUUCAUGCUCAAACAACUCCUAGAUUUUCCUGGGACUCAGGCUAACUCAGCGCUGUCGCAUGAAACAACGCGUGUCAACACUGCCCGUGGUACAAAUACAUCCAGAAGAAAGUCGGUAAUAUUGGCUUUUAUGGCCCAAGAUGAAGAUCUGGUGCAGCUUAUGCCGUUCUUCACACCCGCAACUGGACAUCCACGUAUUCUGUCUGUUCACCCUUCUUCUUCUUCUACUCGCCAGUUGUGUGAUGCACAAAGCAAUACAGAUGUGAUGACCGAGUGGAUUAAUGAUUGGAUCGGUACAGCCGGGCAAACCUUGUCCGAGCUACACAUCCUCGGAUUCCCGUGUCCUGAUCCACCUGCGGAUCUCAUGACCAAAAUAUGCAAUCACUUGACGGAUUUAAACAAGCGGAUGAGAAUCAGCAGUGAUGUGGGAGCCAUUGAUGGAGUCCUGUAUCUACCAGCCGUGGAAUAUCUUCUCACAGAGGAAAGCCCUCAUGCCGUGUCCUCAUUCUUUAUUCAUUGUGACAUACAUUCCGAAGUGGCAUGUAUACUGUUCGAAAUACUGGUCAUAACCGGUUCGGCAUUGGGACCGUCGCAAAGCGAACCAAAAUAUUUGUGGAUUCGUUCCAUAUUUGACAAAUCCUGUACUCUAUCCGAAAGUCACGAUCCAAUUAUGCUCAGUCGACUAUCCUCCCAUGCGUCCGCCAAAUUGCAAUCCCUUUGUUACAUGCAGUCCGGCAACUCAACUGCUCAAGACCUCUGCGUGAUACGAACACAUUUGGAAGACAUUAUUCGUACUCUGUUCCUAAUUGAUUGGCUCACUUGUAAACAUCCUCAGUCGCACAAAAUUUACCGAACCCAUGGAUUUAUCGAACUACUUUCUUGGUUUCGCCCGAGGCGAGUUUUUAAAUUGUUUCAGUGGUUGUACGAGUCAGAUUUCAGCGCCUCAGAAAUACGAUUAUUCAAGUGUGCAGUUGUUGCUUUGGCGAGUCGGAUCAGUGCACGAGUGACCGGUCGGACAAAAGCCAAGUGGUUAGAACUGGAUCAAACGGAGCAGGAUAUCGACGAAGAGAAUGCGGGCAAACCGGCUGCCGUGUGUACUACACCUGCAUGA
Messenger RNA from Echinostoma caproni, 1269 nucleotides. The record is from the annotation of a GenBank genome assembly. Lineage: Eukaryota; Metazoa; Platyhelminthes; Trematoda; Plagiorchiida; Echinostomatidae.